Lycium ferocissimum is the source of this 2179-nucleotide messenger RNA. RefSeq names its product RNA polymerase sigma factor sigA-like. The record is from RefSeq and is a predicted model, not a curated record. Gene Ontology annotation, biological process: DNA-templated transcription initiation; regulation of DNA-templated transcription. Bases 262 to 1800 code for a protein of 512 amino acids. Lineage: Eukaryota; Viridiplantae; Streptophyta; Magnoliopsida; Solanales; Solanaceae. The transcript has 10 exons. Gene Ontology annotation, molecular function: DNA-binding transcription factor activity.
AAAGAUACGAAAAAGAAAUACAAUAUUAAAGAAUAUCAUUUCUGUUGCAACAAACUAACUUCUUUCACCGCCAUUCCAACAACAUUGUUGUCACUUACCAUCUGUCUCUUUUUAAGCUCUUCAACUGCGAAAUUGAGGUAGGCUACCUGCAGGAAGCUGCAAAGUGAUCAAGGAGACAAAUUAAAUCAGCAUAGCAACUUGUUCAUAACCUGAUAUUAUUUUAAUUUUAUGGUCUUGGAUUGUUAGAAAGGGAUAGACCUCAUGAUGGCCACAACAGCAGUUAUUGGACUGAGUGCAGGAAAAAGACUCCUAAGCUCUUCCUUCUAUUAUUCGGAUCUCAAUGAAAAGCUAACUUGUAGCAGUGAUCAUACUUUGCCUUGCCAUCAGGUUCCUAAUUCUGUUAAGAAUGUGAUCACUGCGAGGAAGUCAUCAGAUUAUAGCCCUAGUUGUGUAUCCAAUCGAAAAUUACAAUCUGCCAAGGCUCUUAAAGAGCACGUGGACAUUGCAUCCGACCCUUCUGAUGUGCCAUCCUGGUUUGAAAUGUUCGAACAAUUGCAAAAUGAAAGCGAUGAGGAGGAUGUUUCAAUGGAGGUUCUCCUCUUGCUGCAAAAGUCUAUGCUUGAAAAGCAGUGGAAUCUUUCUAUUGAGAAGGCAUUGACGGGUUCGCCACAAAAUGAAAAGAACUGUAAGAAGAUGCAUAUUACUGGCUCAGGGACUUCUGCUAGGCGGAGGAGAAUGGAUUCUCGACAAAGAGUUCUUGUUCGAAAAUGUUCAGCUACACCUACUAGUGCAACCAAGCCGCUGAGAUCAAUUAUUGGUCCUGAUCUACUUCAAAAUCGUUUAAAAGGUUACGUUAAGGGUGUGGUAAGCGAAGAGCUGCUCACACACACUGAAGUGCUUCAACUAUCCAAAAAAAUUCAAGUUGGUCUUUUUAUGGAAGAGCAAAAAUCCAGGCUGAAGGAAAGAUUGGGAUGCGAGCCUUCUGAUGAUCAACUUGCUAUUUCCUUGAAAAUGUCCCGUACUGAUUUACAAUCUACACUGAUCGAGUGUUCCUUGGCAAGAGAAAGGCUUGCAAUGAGCAACGUUCGUCUUGUCAUGUCGAUUGCUCAAAGAUAUGAUAACAUGGGUGCUGAAAUGGCUGAUCUCGUUCAGGGAGGGCUUAUUGGGCUGCUUCGUGGGAUAGAGAAAUUUGAUCCCUCUAAAGGAUACAAAAUCUCAACUUACGUUUAUUGGUGGAUUCGCCAGGGUGUCUCCAGAGCCCUGGUUGAGAAUUCAAGAACCUUAAGAUUGCCAACACAUCUGCAUGAAAGACUCGGUCUUAUCCGUAAUGCAAAGAUGAGGCUUGAAGAGAAGGGAGUAACUCCAUCAGUAAAUAAUAUAGCUGCAUCCCUUAAUAUGUCCCAUAAGAAAGUCAAGAAUGCAACUGAGGCAAGCAGCAAGGUGUAUUCACUUGACAGGGAAGCAUUUCCCUCUUUAAAUGGUCUGCCCGGAGAAACUCUCCAUAGUUACAUUGCUGAUAACCACCUGGAGAACAACCCAUGGCAUGGUGUUGAUGUAUGGGCACUCAAGGUUUUACAGGAUGAAGUAAACAACCUCAUUUCAUCAACUCUAAGGGAACGGGAGAGGGAGAUUAUCCGACUGUACUAUGGUCUGGACAGUGAAUGUCUCACGUGGGAGGAUAUUAGUAAAAGGAUAGGUUUGUCCAGAGAGAGGGUCAGGCAGGUGGGAUUAGUUGCGCUUGAGAAACUAAAACAUGCUGCAAGGAAAAGGCGACUAGACGCGAUAUUGAUCAAACAGUAAUUUGGCACAUUUGCUGCGACUACAAUACAAAUUGACUGUACAUAUAAUGUGAGAAUUUUGCAUCUCCAACUUAUUUUUCCGAUAAGGAGAACGUACAGAUAAAGACCCCGACAUAUUCUUGACCACCCGUCAACACCCCGCCCCCCAAAACCAAGCCCCCAAAUUUGUAUGUGAAGAGACAAAAAGAUGUAGCAGACAUUUUUGUGUACCAUAUAUUUUAGAUGCCUGACACGCAAAGAGCAAAGAGAAGAUUUGCUGAGAUAGGAGAUAAUUACAAUGUUGUUGUCUGUAGAUAUAUGCAACACUAGUCUGUGUUUCCACUUGAUGUGAUGCUGAUUGUUUAUUUCUCGUAGAAGAGCAUAUAUACUUCCUUUUCAUA